Molecule: messenger RNA, 1314 nt
Organism: Racocetra fulgida
Lineage: Eukaryota; Fungi; Glomeromycota; Glomeromycetes; Diversisporales; Gigasporaceae
Source: the annotation of a GenBank genome assembly
AUGUCUUCUCAUGAUAUAGUCGAAGUUAGAGAACCACCGGAAUCAAAUCAUGAUAAUUCUUUAUGGCAUAAUCCUUUGUUCCCUAUAUAUUCAUCUCUCAAAGAAAGAACAAAAUAUAUCAAAAAAAAUGUAUCAAUAUCAGAAUUAAGUGGUAGCCUUGGAGAUUUAGGCACCUUGUUACCGAUUUUGGUAUCUCUUUCAAUUAAUGGUCAAAUUUCUUUAACUUCUUCACUUAUAUUUGGAGGUCUUUGGAAUAUCAUUAGUGGUUUAAUGUUUCGAAUUCCCAUGUGUGUUCAACCUAUGAAAGCUAUCGCAGCGGUGGCACUCUCAGCACAUUUAACAAUAGGUGAAGUAAUGUCCGCAGGUAUUGGUGUUGGUGCUAUGAUAUUUAUUCUUGGAAUUACUAGGACAAUUAGAUUAGUCGGAAAAUGGACUCCAAUAUCGAUAAUCAGAGGUAUUCAAUUGGGAGCAGGUAUAACACUUAUAAUUAAAUCUGCCGAUUUGGUUCGACAACGUGGGAGUUGGGGAGGUAGUUCUUGGCAAUGGAGUGAUAAUUAUGAAUGGGCUAUUCUCGCUUUCAUAUUUGUAUUUAUUUUUUAUUCAUCUCGAAGAAUACCAACUGCAUUAAUUCUGUUCAUUUUUGGUUUAAUUGUUGCCAUAAUAAAAGUAUCGGUAUCUAAUGAUAAGAGUAAAUUACCUUCUAUAUCAUUUAAUUAUCCCGAUGUUAUUGUUAUCCCUACUUUAGAAGAAUUUAAAAAUGGCUUUCUCACUGCUUCUCUUGGUCAACUCCCAUUGACAGCUCUCAAUUCAGUCAUUGCUCUGGCAGCGUUAGCCGAAGAUUUAUUUCCGAAAUGGACUCAUGUAGUUACUGUUGAAAAAAUAUCUGUCUCCAUCGGAUUUAUGAAUAUUAUUGGAUGUUUUUUUGGCUCCAUUCCAUAUUGUCAUGGUUCUGGUGGGCUGGCUGCUGAACUAUCUGCAGCAGCAAGAAAUUUCUCAAACACUGAUAAUGAUGGGUCUAAAAAAGAGGUUAAUGAUACUAAAAAGAAGGAUGAUGAAACUAAAAAUGGUACUAAAAAGGAGGAUGAUGAAACUAAAAAUGAUACUAAAAAGGAGGAUGAUGAAACUAAAAAGAGGGAUGAUGAGAUUAAAAAGAGGGAUUUUACCUUAAUGAUUAUAACGGCAGGGUUAUUAGUUGGUUUCCAAAAUGACGCGAUUGGAUAUAUUGGUGGCAUGUUAGUUAGCUUUUUGUUUUUUAUUGCUAGCUUUGUGAAUCGUAAAUAUUAUCAAUCUCCUACUACACAUACUAUUGUAUAG